AUGACAAAACCAGCAAUCACAUCUGCAUCAUCUAUUACAACUCCUUCUAUUCGUCCAGCAAACUCAAUUGGAACAUUGUUACCAACAACGUCUCCGAGUAAUAAUAAUAAUAUUCCAUCCCCGCAACAUAAAUUAUCAUCCCCUUCAACAAUGUCAUUUCUUCCUCAACAGCCUCCAAUCGUUACUUCGGUAUCAUCGGAAAUCUUUGCUAAAAUAUGCGAACACCUAACACCCAUUGACAUCUUUAAAUUAUCGGCUGUUUGUAAACAAUAUCGAAAUUUUUGUUGUACCCCUUUAUCAGCAACAUCUCAAAAUAUUUGGCGUAAUUCUAGAACCAAGUUCUUAACUUAUCCUGAAUUACCUCCACCACAAGGAAUGGAAGAAGAAAAAUAUAUUCGGAUUACAAAUUUUGAUAAAAGUUGUGAAUUUUGCGGAAAUCGUGAUCAUGAAUCUUCAAGAUUAUAUUGGGAAUUUAGAGUUCGUUGUUGUGAUAAGUGUUUACUCGAAAGAACCAAAACUUAUGAAGAGCUUGAGAAAAUUGCAGAUAAUAUACCAAUUGAUAUAAUAGAGACAUUGCCAUGUGUUUGGAUUAGAGGUGGUGCUUUCGCCGUGCCUGUUCAUAGGUAUUAUUGGAUUGAUAAUGUGAAUUCAAUAAUCAAAGAAUAUUCUUGUUUGAAGAAGGAUUAUACGAGAUCAAAAGCAAUGGAAUGA
Messenger RNA from Funneliformis geosporum, 711 nucleotides. The record is from the annotation of a GenBank genome assembly. Lineage: Eukaryota; Fungi; Glomeromycota; Glomeromycetes; Glomerales; Glomeraceae.